GGAAAGAAUAACGGUCCCUGAGGACGCUUGCUCUGGCUUGGGCAUGUUAUUGAUCCUUCUCAUGUUUCAGAUUCAAGCUAAAUAAAUGAAAAUAAAUCCAGAUCGUUGACGGGAAACGGAAGAUUAUACGUACAUAUUCACCUUUACGGAACAGGUUCCUGAAGGGCAUGAGCGCCUUGUCUGCGGCCAGCGCUGUUCUGAUCUGGAGCCAGUGCUGGUGACAGGGACAUGGGCCUCUUCCUCAGGGCUUCCAGCACGCUCAGCACAAGCGACGACCUGGUCCACAGCGCCACUGAAAGGGACGCCAGGGCGGCGCCACCACAGGCCCAGCACGCAGCACAACAUUGGGAGACGAGCGAACCCAUGAGAGGUCUGGAGGCGGAGGAGACCAGCUCCGCGCCAGGCGGCGGCGGCGGCCUCGGCAAACCCGAGAGCCGGGAGCACAUGGAGCCCGACGGGGACGUGAACUGCUGCGACGACAAGAGCGAAACACAGCGGCAAAUACCCGGACAGAGCGCAAAACGGCCCAAGUCUAACGCAAAGUUAAAGUUAGUUCGGAGCCUGGCCAUUUGUGAAGAACCCUCUCCUCCCCCAAUUACCUCUGAACUGCUGCCAGAACAUCAGGACGAGAUUCAGAUCAAGCUCUCCCAAUCAUUCGACAAAGAGGACACUCCAGUCAGUAAAAACGAAGAUGACAGAGAGAAAAGUGCAGACAAGUUGGAAAAAUUGGAGAACAUGCAGCGCAAGAUGCUGUCGAGAGAUUCCAGUCAAGAAUACACCGACUCCACUGGCAUCGAUCUGCACGAGUUCUUGGUUAACACACUGAAAAACAACCCCAGGGACAGAAUGAUGCUGCUGAAGCUGGAACAGGACAUCCUCGACUUCAUCAGUAACAAUGAGAGCCAGAGAAGAAAGUUCCCACCCAUGACCUCCUACCACCGAAUGCUCCUGCACCGAGUAGCUGCUUACUUUGGCUUGGACCAUAACGUCGACCAAACGGGGAAAUGCGUGAUCAUCAACAAAACUAGCAAUACAAGAAUACCCGAUCAGAAGUUCUCCGAACACUUCAAAGACGACAAGACGGACGAUUUCCAGAAGCGCUACAUCUUAAAAAGGGACAACUCCAGCAUCGACAAAGAUGACAACUUGAUGCGAAUGAGGUUAAAGGAUGACAGGAGGAGUAAAUCAAUAGAAGAGCGCGAAGAGGAGUAUCAACGGGCGAGAGAGAGAAUAUUCGCUGACGGUUUGGAUGCUUUCGCUCUUGAUAGAAGAAUCUACGAGGACGACGUUUGCAACAACGCCACUCAGCAGAGGCGACAGAUUUUCAGGCUGAAACAUGGCCGCUCGGGGAACGGGACCAGCCGCCAGAGCAGCUCAGAGACCGAGGCCCGUUCCUCUGAGCCGCGGCCGUGGAGCAGCACGGACUCGGACAGCUCGAACCGCAACCUGAAGCCAGCCAUGACCAAGGCGAGCAGCUUCAGUGGCAUCUCGCUGCUCAUCCGAGGAGACAGCUCCAGCAGCGGGAAGAGCGCGUCACGCCUCUCUAAAACGGGUUCUGACUCUUCUAGUAGCGUAGGUUCAUCUACGGGCUCACUCUCUCGCUCUCUGCCUCCCCCCCCUGCGGCCCCGUCCCUAAUCCAGCCGGGCCACGCUGUGCCCUUGGCCUAUUCUACCGUCAGCACUAGUAGCAGUGUGUCCUGUGAGCGUGGCAGGAGCGGGGCGCCAACAACCGCAGCUAACGCUAACUACUAUUUGCUUCCCCUGGAAGCGGCGGGAAUUCCGCCAGGGAGCAUCCUGCUCAACCCGCACACAGGUCAGCCUUUUAUGAACCCGGAAUGCAGCGCCGUGGUCUACAGCCCCAACGUGGCUCCUCAAGCUUCCAGGCCCCAGCAGCCUUUGCCUCCUCCACCUCCUCCUCCUCCUCCACCUCCACCUCCUGGCCCCCACCAGCAUCAGUCCACCAAUCACGUCAUGUCCCAGCCUCUCUGGCCUGUCCAGCCCUCCGCUCAGCCUGUGCAGUACUCGGCGGUGUCUUACCCACCACAGCUCCUCUCCGUCUCCCCUAACCAACAGUACACUGUGCAAGACAACCUGAGCACCCAGUUCAGCCACAUGAGCCUGGCACGUCAGGCGUCAGGCGAGGCCCGUGAUGCCCACACUGCCAUGUAUCCGUCCUCCGUGGUGCUCCAGGCUCCUCCUCCUCCUCCUCAGCAGGCUGGCUACAUGGUGCCUACGCCUGGGCAGAGCAUGCCAACCCCAUCCUACUCCACUCCUGCGCCAGGCCCGGUGCCCGUCAACCAGCCGGUGAUGCAGCAGCAGGGCUACAUGCAGCAGCCUAUGCAGCAGAUGUCGUGUUACUGCACACCAGGCCAGUACCCGCUUUCCGGCCAGCAGUAUCGGCCCGUUGGCACAGUGCAGUACAAUAGCCCUCAGAGCCAGCCGAUGCCCCCUCCCCCUCCCGCUCCUACCCAACAGCCAGGUUACCAAACUGUGAUGCCAAAUCAGCAGCCGCCGAGUCAAACCCUGGUCAGUGGCCAACAUAGCAAUAUGGGAAAUCAAAUGCAAGGCAUGAUGGUCCAGUAUCCGUCGGUGCCAUCUUAUCAGGUAUCCAUGCCUCAAGGAUCCCAGCAGACAUAUCAGCAGCCAGUCAUUAUUCCCAGCCAGUCGAGCCACGCGUCCAGCAUUCAGGUCUACUACAGUGUUAUACCACCAAAUCAACAGAACACCAUGAGCUCCACAGUGGGAUUCCUACCCCCUCCAGGCACGGAGCAGAUGCCGUUCCCCCGCACAUCCUCCCCCUGCAGUUCCCAACAGAUUCCCGCCCAGCAGUGCUCAGGCGUACCUCCUCCACCCCCGGGUAGUGGCAUGGUGAUGAUGCAGCUCACAUUACCUCCAGGCCAACAGCCACGGCCACACUCGCCUCCACAGUGGAAACACAACAAGUAUCACAGCCUGGACCAUCAACGCAGCCAGAAAUGCACCGACGUCUGCACUCUGGACAGCUCGCAUAGCAGCACUCAGCUCGGCAGCCCGUCCACGUCCCCAGCGCAGUCACCCACUCCCUCCCAUCUGACGAACGUCAAGAACGUCCGACCCGGCCUCACCUCCCUUCCCAUCAUGCCUCAGUUCUCCAGAUCCAUUGUCCCGGGGCAAGGUGAUGCGCGGUACCCUCUCCUAGGCCAGCCUCUUCAGUACAACCCUCAGAUUCGUCCACCUUUGCUCCACGCGCCCUCGAUGGUCACCAAUCACCAGGGUCCGGUGGGAAUUCGGCAUGGCGGUCGAGGCAGGAAGGGGCCCAGGAAGGCACUCUCUACAGAUCUCAGUUGAGUGGGGUGAGUGGGUGGGUCCAGGCGGUGAUGGAGCUGCCCAAGGGCGUCAGUCAUGCAUAGGCCAACCACCUGUAGGGGAAAAUCGUGCACGUUGGGCCACACACGUAUGGCGUCCGUGCCUAGCCUCCUCCUCCUCACUUCUCGUCCUCUGAGCCAGCCCCCACGUACACCAUCCUGUCCACAGUCCCCUCCAGGCACAGCGUCACAGGGGGGAAAGUGACCUGCCACAGUGCCUGCCUGGCACCCUUCGGUCUAGCCCUCAGCCUGGAAUGGAGAGGGCCAACUCUCAGUGAGAGUGUUAACAGUACCUGACUCCGCCCAUGACCCCUACAGCACCAGCACCCCUCCCUUACUCACCCUCUCCCUCUCCUUUCUGACUCUGAGUUGCCUGUUUUUUAGUUUGUUUUUGUUUUGUUUUUUGUUUUUUUUAAGGAUGCGCUUUUCCUCCCUCCAGUUUCCACACACCCGGUGUAUAGACACUUGCAGGGGGUGAGAAGUGUGUUGUCUUUCUGAUGUUUUAGGUUUUUGGGAAAAGGAAAACGAACUUCUGUUCAGACAAACUCCCGUGACAGUUCUGAUAUCUCUAUAACGUCCUCUCUCUAUUUAAUUGACUGGAACAUAUCAAAGGGCAACCUUUAUUUGUUUUUGUUUUUUGUCUCUUUCUACUUUUUUUUUUUUUUUUUUUUUAAUUUUAUCUCUCACUUUUUAAAAUUUUUUAGCUGUUACCAGACUAAUAGUCCAACAAUGAUUUUUUUUUUUUUUUUUUUUUUUUUCAACCCACUCCCGCACCAUUGAUCACAUUUACCCCUGUCUGAGGCCCUCCUGGUGCACAGCUGCCCCUCCGUUCCUGCCAUCACCCCCUCGGUGUGGUCAAAUCAUGGAGUCACCGGUGUGCUACGCAGCGGGUCUCAUGUCGUGCCUUCGAUCAGAGGCAGACUUCGCUUUUCCCCGACAAAGAAAAGCGAAGAUGCCUCAGUGUCUAGUGUAAAAUGACGACCCACGCAUUGUUUUGUAAAUAAUUUAUAUAGUAGCUAAAUAAUUCAGUUGUUUUCCUUUCCUCUGAAUGUUGGGAAUAGGCACAGGCUGUUUUGGGUUGUUUGUUUGUUUUUUGUUUGUUUGUUUUGUUUGGGUUUUUUUGGUCAUCCCUCGAUUUUAAACUUUAUUUAAGAUGUCACAACAAAUCACCCCUUCUCAUUUUAAUAAUCCUCAUCUCGAACGAUUCUACUCCGCCUGUCUCCGUUUCUCUUCCGCACACACGGAACUUUUGAUUUUCAGAAUAUUUUUAAAAAAUUAUAUACUGGGUCACUGGAGAGAAAAAAAUAAAAAACCCACACAAUUUGCACAUUUAUACAAUUCGCUAUAUAUAUAUAAAUAUAUAUAAAUAAAUAUAUAUAUAUAUUUUUUUCUUUUAUUUCUCAAAGAAAAUGUGUGGAUUCUGAAAGGCUGUUUAAAUGUUUACUGGUGUCAUUUUUAUUUCAGUUUGAAAACCAAUAAAUGUUUACACCAAAUGA
Molecule: messenger RNA, 4840 nt
Organism: Ictalurus punctatus (channel catfish)
Lineage: Eukaryota; Metazoa; Chordata; Actinopteri; Siluriformes; Ictaluridae
Product: R3H domain-containing protein 1
Exons: 27
Coding region: 229-3327 (1032 amino acids)
Molecular function (GO): nucleic acid binding
Source: RefSeq, a predicted model, not a curated record